AUGUCCGCCGCCGCCGCAGUGUACGCCGCCGCCGCGGUGAUCCGCUGCCGCCUCGGUGUACACCGCAGCCCCCGCGCCGAUCCGCCGCCGCGGUGUACGCCGCAGGCCCCGCGCCGAUCCACCGCCGCCGCGGCAAUCCACCGCCCCCGUAUAUCUCAGUAUUUGAGAAAACUUAAAAUGGAGAAAGAUAAUUUUGUAUUUGAAUUUUUUAACGAGGAUGGAGAAAUGAACUUAUUCUAUAUGUCUAAGAACUGGGUCGUAUGGAUGGAAAACAGAAGCUUCGAGGCCCCUACGAUUUUAACAUUUAAUCCACAAAAUGUCAUAUACGAGAUCAUUAACACUGACAAGAAUAGAAUUAUCUGGAAGAAUCAUCCAAAGCUCUGGGAUGCCUGGAUGAUGCAGCGGAUAGCUGGGGAGAAGAAAGAAGACAGAAUACAAAAGACAGAGGAGGAGAAGUACAAGAAGAGGCAAGAGCUACAGAAAAGGAGACAAGGACAAGGAAGCGGUUGGCGUAGAAGGUUGGGAGAGGGAGACGUUGGGAGUGAGUGCGAUAAGCCUCCAAAAUCUCAAUGCUCAGAAAACUGUCUUCCUGGAUACAGAAAAGUCAUGGGGUCUAGCAUCCAUUCCUGCUGCUAUGACUGUGUGAGAUGCUCAGAGGGAGAAAUCUCCAAUAUAACUGACAGUGAAAACUGCAUACAAUGCUCCAAGAGUGAAUGGCCAAAUAGGAAUCAAGAUCAGUGUAUUCCCAAACAAUUUGAGUUUCUUUCUUACACUGAAGAUGUGAUUGCUCUAGUACUGAUGUCACUCUCAGCUUUCUUCACCCUGGUCACAGCUUUAAUACUGGGAAUAUUUACUUGCUAUCGUUAUACCCCAAUUGUAAAAGCCAAUAAUCGGAACCUCAGUUUCGUUCUCUUGGUCUCCAUCAUGUUGAGCUUCCUCUGCGUGUUUCUGUUCCUCGGCCGUCCUGUGGAUAUAACCUGCAUGCUGCGUCAAACUGGUUUUGGAGUCAUCUUCUCAGUAGCUGUGUCUUCUGUGUUGGCCAAGACUAUCAUGGUUUGCAUCGCUUUCAGGGCCACAAAGCCAGGCAGUGACUGGAAAAAAUGGCUUAAUGUGAAACUGUCAAAUUCUAUAGUUGUGUUAUGUUCAUCUGUCCAAGUUAUUAUUAAUAUUAAUUGGUUGGCUAUUUCUCCCCCAUUUCAGGAGCUGGACAUGGACUCUUACCAUAGCAAGAUUGUCGUUCAGUGUAAUGAAGGCUCGGUUGUUGCCUUCUACUGUGUCUUGGGUUAUAUGGGGCUUCUGGCAGCUCUUAGUUUUAUUAUAGCUUUUUUAGCCAGGACAUUACCAGAAAGUUUUAAUGAGGCCAAAUACAUCACCUUCAGCAUGCUGGUGUUCUGCAGCGUUUGGAUCGCAAUGAUCCCGGCCUAUGUGAGCACCAAAGGCAAAUACAUGGUGGCCGUAGAGAUUUUUGCCAUAUUGACCUCCAGCGCUGGACUGUUAGGCUGUAUAUUUUUGCCAAAAUGUUACAUUAUUUUAUUUAGACCAGAAAUGAAUACAAAAACAUACUUGCUUGGAACUAGUAACAGAUAAUUUAUAUCCGUAUCUGCAGGUGAGGGCUGACACCUUCUGCUUCAGGGUAAAGCCAAGUGACCCCAUAGUCCCA
Messenger RNA from Spea bombifrons (plains spadefoot toad), 1660 nucleotides. Its product is annotated as vomeronasal type-2 receptor 26-like. Bases 1 to 1587 code for a protein of 528 amino acids. The transcript has 5 exons. NCBI's taxonomy places the organism in Eukaryota, Metazoa, Chordata, Amphibia, Anura, Pelobatidae. Gene Ontology annotation, biological process: G protein-coupled receptor signaling pathway. Gene Ontology annotation, molecular function: G protein-coupled receptor activity. Gene Ontology annotation, cellular component: membrane. The record is from RefSeq and is a predicted model, not a curated record.